CUGAAAUCGCACCAUUGAAUAUGGAAGCUUUACCUGGAGAAACUGUUACGAUUACAUUUGAUGUUGUUGCCAACCCAACUGCUAACUAUACAUGGAAAACAACGCCAGCAACAACAGACAUUGAUAACGAACUAGUAACAUACACAUUUACUGUGUCUCACAACAUUGGUGAGAGUUAUACUGUAACAGCAAACGUCAGCAACGAGAUUGGAGCACUUCAGACAUCUGUAAAGGUAAUAGUUGUUGCAUUAGCACCAACAUCGACAUCCGUAGCAUUUACUUGCCCCACAGUAUCACAGAAAUAUUCAAGUUCAGAUACUGGUCUGAUUGUUGGAAUGACGUUUCUCGGUAUCUUCAUCGGAAUCCUUUUGUCUUCAUUUGCAUUUGUCGUUCACGGAAAAAUAAGGAAUUCAAAGGCACAGGAAACCAAAGCAACCUACAAAAACGUGAAACAACCGGCGGCAUACAUGUCGUAUAGAAAUGAGCCGAGUGCAGAGAACAAGACGUAUGAAGAUCUACAUUGGAUUGAUGAUAACCCAGUCGUUUAUAUAAAUGUAAAACCAAAAAAAUAAUAUAUUUAUAAUUAAUAUUUUUAUUUUAACGGAUCAUGUAGAUGAUAAACGAGUUAGUCACAUAAUAGUCGUAACAAGACAACCAUUGUCAUCGAUAAAAUACGGGAUACUAUGUGGAAAUUAUAGGCCUCCACUUCGUGGGAAAUACCGAAGACCAUUUUCCAAAGGAAGCAAUGUGCAUAAUA
This is a messenger RNA of Anneissia japonica, 757 nucleotides long. RefSeq lists its product as uncharacterized. NCBI's taxonomy places the organism in Eukaryota, Metazoa, Echinodermata, Crinoidea, Comatulida, Comatulidae. The record is from RefSeq and is a predicted model, not a curated record. The coding region runs from base 21 to 572 and encodes 183 amino acids. The transcript has 5 exons.